AUUUUCCUUCUCAUUUUCCCAGAAAAAUACCCGUUUUUUUCAAAUUCAUCUACUUCCUCCUUCUUCCCCUCUCUAUAUUUAGGGUUUUUGGUUCCAACAUGAUUUUGAUCUACUGUUGGAAUUGAGACCAUACUAGUGUAGUAUUGGAUUCGUUUCAGGUCAUUUUUUGGGGGAUUCAACGGCGAUGGAGAACGGAAAGGAUGGGGGAUUCGCAGACAAGUUCGCCGGAUUGGCGCUGAACGACGCGUCGGUAUCGACGACCAACAGCGAUAGCUUGUUUCAGGUCAUGAAGGCCGUGGAAGCCGCCGAGGCCACUAUCAAGCAACAGGCUGAAGAGAACAUCAGAUUGAAGUCCGAACUGCAGAGAAAACUUCAAGAGAUCGAAAAUAUUAAAAUAGAUGAAUCUGCUGCUGGAAGACCGCAUUCUGUGGAUAAUCAAGAUGACAGGGUCAAGAACUCUUCUUCUGUUUAUCCAUCAGCUACAUUUUUCGGGUUGAAGUUAAAUAGUGAGGAUGGGCUCCUCCAGGCACGUGAAGAAACCCACCCUGAGACCAGCAAGGUGAAUGGGACGUUGAAUGUUCUGCCUGGCACUCAGCCAACUUCAGAUAAUGCUACACGCUCCCAAUUUUCUCUCCUCUCACCUAACAGGGAUCAGAUAAAUUUACCAGGACAUGGGCUCAUGCCAAUGACAGAAGUAAAUAAUUCCAACAGCCUCUGGAAGCAGGAUCUUGCACUCAAGGUUCGGGAGCGUGAUGAAGAGAUUUUGCAGUUGCGGAAGCAGCUUGCAGAGUAUUCUAUCAAGGAAGGCCAAAUUCGCAAUGAAAAAUAUGUUCUUGAAAAGCGUAUCGCUUAUAUGCGACUGGCCUUUGACCAACAGCAACAAGACCUUGUUGAUGCUGCAUCAAAAGCUCUCUCAUAUAGACAGGAUAUAAUGGAGGAAAAUAUACGUCUAACAUAUGCAUUACAGGCAGCACAGGAAGAAAGAACAGUAUUUGUGUCAUCUCUGUUGCCUCUUCUUGCUGAGUAUUCUCUGCAGCCACCAGUUCCUGAUGCUCAGUCCAUUGUAAGCAAUGUUAAGGUUCUGUUUAAACAUGUCCAGGAGAAGCUUAUUCUAACUGAGUCAAAGUUAAAGGAGUCACAAUAUCAAUUAGCACCUUGGCGCUCAGAUGUGAAUCAUUCUAAUUUUGCACCACAGUCUCCAUCUCAAUCCAUUGGUGCAGCAUUAGCAACUUCAAACAAAGAUGGGCUUGAAUUGGUGCCUCAGCCAACACAUUCUCAUGUUAAUCCACCUACAAGUUCUGGCGCUCAGAGAACCUUAGAUUGGGAUCUUUUGGGUCACCAUCAGGGUGGCUUAGAUGGUGGUUUUCCACAAAACAGGGAACCUGAUGAUUUGGGGAGGAAUUCACAUUUUGUAAGCAGGCCUUUUCCUGCCCCAGGAAUAACUGCGUAUGGUUCAAGAUAUGUUGAAGAAACAACUAACAAGCAAGUAAAUUUUCAUGACCCUGUCAGCAAUAAUGAGAUGGAUGAUCCUGAUACUGAAGGGCUGCAGAAUGAAAGAGAAUCUCCAGCAAACUGGGGCUCAGGAAGCUCUCCUUACACACCCCCUAUUGAUGAUCCUAAUUCCUCAUAUUCUUAUUUAACCCCAGUUCUUGAAGAGCCUUCAUCUUCUUAUUCUGAGGCAGCAGAUGAUGAUCCACUGCCAGCCAUAGAUGGCCUUCAAAUUUCAGGUGAAGCUUAUCCAGGAAGAGAGCUCCAAGCAUGUGGAUAUUCCAUAAAUGGAACCACCAGUUGUAAUUUUGAGUGGGUACGGCAUUUGGAAGAUGGAUCUGUUAAUUAUAUUGAUGGAGCAAAGCAACCAACCUAUCUUGUUACUGCUGAUGAUGUUGAAACUUACCUUGCUAUUGAAGUCCAGCCUCUGGAUAAUAAGAAGCGCAAGGGUGAGCUUGUGAAGGUCUUCGCCAAUGAGCACCGAAAGAUCUCUUGUGAUCCUGCCAUGCAGACUCAUGUGGUAAAGACUCAUCAGAAUGGCCAUGUGUCAUAUGAAGUCUCCUUGUCGACUAGAUACCUUGACAUAUGGGAAUCAGCAACAUUGACCAUCAAAAGGGAAGGUUACAGUAUCAAGGGUAGUGGGGCCAGUGGAAUUGUAGUCACUGAAAAGUUCUCACCAAACACCGUUGUCACAAUCCCCUUUGGAGAUCCUACACAUUUUUCAAUAAUUGGAUCAAGUGGUGUCAACUAUCUUUUACGAGUAGAAAGCAGCCCCUUGGAUGUUACUGGUUCAAGAGAUUGUAUUGUGCUCAUCUUAAGAUUGUUUAUUAUGAAGGCUGGUGAGAGGAAGAAAGGAAAGAAGAGGGGUUUAUUCUUUAACAAGGCAUAGUCUGCUUUGCUUGGUUGAAUAGGUAGCAGCAUAGUUCAGAAUUCAAUAUGCUUCUUCAUUUGUUCAAUAGCUAACAUUUUUUUUUGGGUGUAAUGCAUCUAAUUCAGGCAAAAAUGAGCUUGAGCUAUAAUUGCAUUUUGUAUCGAUAAUUCCUUUUUGUCCAAAGAAAAGUUCUUGUUCUCGGUGCUCUAUCACUUCUACCUCUCUCUCUUUCUUCUUCUUCUUCUUCUUCUUCUUCUUCUUCUUCUUCUUCUUCUUCUUCUUCUUUUGGAAAUGUUGCAAUGCUGGUUAUACCGGCAAAAUUGCAAUGGAG
Molecule: messenger RNA, 2690 nt
Organism: Rubroshorea leprosula
Lineage: Eukaryota; Viridiplantae; Streptophyta; Magnoliopsida; Malvales; Dipterocarpaceae
Source: the annotation of a GenBank genome assembly